This is a messenger RNA of Ictalurus punctatus (channel catfish), 3488 nucleotides long. It is a transcript of the gene eeig2b, whose product is annotated as family with sequence similarity 102 member Bb. The record is from RefSeq and is a predicted model, not a curated record. The transcript is spliced from 11 exons. Lineage: Eukaryota; Metazoa; Chordata; Actinopteri; Siluriformes; Ictaluridae. Bases 391 to 1497 code for a protein of 368 amino acids.
CACAUGACUGGCUGAUUGGAUUGAACUGCAUGAAUAUGCAGGUGUACAGGUGUUCCUAAUAAAAUGGACGGUGAGUGUAGUCUCCAGCUUUGAAUCAGACGGAGCGGAAGACGUCACAGUGACGUGUCUCCCUCCCCCAGGGGUCUACACAGCGCUGGCGAGAAGCAGCUGUCUCUCCUCCUGUCACUCAGCACAGUUCACUGCGGUUUUAGGAGGCGACGCUGUAGCUGUCUGAGCUGAUGGGGGUCUUUUGGGAAGAUACUGACAUUGUCACAAAGCUACCGGUGCUAGCAGUGUAAGCUAGCGAGGCGGCUAGUUGCAGCUUAGCUUCACACAGUUGCUGUGAUACGAAAGUGUCCUGGUGCGUCUCCAAGGAGGGACCCAUUAAGCAUGAUGAAGAAAAAGAAAUUCAAGUUUAAAGUGGAUUUUGAGCUGGACGAGCUGUCUUCGGUGCCGUUCGUUAACGGGGUCCUGUUUUGUAAAAUCCGUCUCCUGGACGGCGGGUUUUCGGAGGAAUCCUCACGAGAAAUGGUCCAGGCAAACUGUGUGCGCUGGAGAACGAGGUUCUCUUUUCCUUGUAAAAUGAGUGCCAGUGCUGGAACAGGAGUUCUUGAUCCUUGCAUAUGUCGUGUUUCUGUCAGAAAGGAACUGAAAGGUGGGAAGACUUAUGCAAAGCUGGGCUUUGCUGAUCUGAACCUGGCUGAGUUUGCAGGAUCUGGGAGCACCACACGCCGCUGUUUACUGGAGGGCUAUGACACCAAGAACACCAGGCAGGACAAUUCCAUUCUCAAGGUGAUCAUCUGUACUCAUCUUAUGUCUGGAGACCCCUGUUUCAAAACACCUCCAUCUACUGCCACAGUGAUCGGGAUCCAGGGAAAUGAAGAGAGUCUGCUGGAAGAGCGAAGAGGUGGAGAAACCCAGAAACCCUUUCUGGGGCUCUCAGAAACCACAGGAAAGUGUGGCUCUCUGUCAGAGGAUCUGGGGGUGUGUGGUCAUUCCCGAACCUCCAGCUAUGCUAGUCAGCAAUCUAAAGUAUCAGGCUACAGCUCGGGUCACUCUCGCUCCUCCAGCCUAUCGGAGUUCACCCAUAAGAGGAACACGUCAAUUGAUAGUGCAUCUACAGGCAUUGCUAGCAUCCCUGAGCCCAGUGAUGAGAGCCCGAGCUCCACAGCGCCUGCUGCUGCUGGCCUUGGAGCCUGUAGCACCCUGUCAGUAAACCCUGCUACACCAGACCGAACUUCCAGCAGGCACCCAAUGAAGCAGGAUUCAAUGGAAUCACAACUGAAGCGCGUGGAUGCAACUAGGGUUGAUGCUGAUGAUGUGGUGGAGAAAAUCCUGCAGAGCCAAGACUUCACCCCUGGCCUGUUUGACUCUAGCGCUGAAGAGGAGGGUCUUCGUUUAUUUGUGGGUCCUGGAGGAAGCACAGCACUUGGCAGCCAUCAUCUUCCUGUCAGGGUUGGUGCUGGUGCCUAUGAACAAGUGGUGAUCAAGCGCUAGAGCUGGAAAGUGCCAAGUAAAGAGGUGGCACAAAACAAAAGUACAGGUGAGAGAAAGGGCUCUUCAAACUCUUCUUUCCAGCAGUGUGAUUUUUUUUUUUCCCCCAUCCAUUCACUGCUGGUAGAGCCUGAGGAUUUUCAAAGAGCAGUCUCUGCCAUCUUUCUGUAGGCAUGGGCUCCUCUGAAUCCUGGGGUAACUUAACUCCUUUCCAAAUCCCAACACUCCCUGCUUUCUUCUUUGAUUCGCCUAUAAAUUCUUCAACAAAGGAGGGAAACUUGUUCUACAUGUUGGAACAGGAAACGAUCUUUGCAGGGUUUUGCUUGUUUGGCAGGUUUUAUUUUUUUAUCCAGUUUUUUUGUCACUUGUGUGGUGAGGAUUUUAGCUCUUCAUUGGAUCUUGUGUAUUCAGGGUUUUAGAUUCACAUAGUUGAUUUUUUAAUAUAUAAGCAUAUUCAGAUGAGUCAUGCAUCCGCAUCUCAGUGUUUUUGUGUGUAGGUGGGAAUUGCAGAUGCAGUGUUGCAGAUUUCUGGUUAAGGUCACAUCAUUGUGUAGUGCUUCCUUUGGCUGAGGGGAAAUUGAACCAACUAGUUGGCAUUGGGGAGGAGAGUUUGACUGUAGCAAGGAGAAUUAGUGGCACUCACUGAACAAAGUGUCAACUUUAUAUUUAAAUAAAUGAGUAAUAAAUUCUGAUAGCACUUAAUAGUAUAAUACUUUGAAUAGUUCAGUCCCUGUAGGCUGUAUUCUGUCAAAUUUAGAUUUCUAUUGUUCUUGGUUGUCAGUGUACAGAUCAGAGUCUAAAUGUUAAAAACUAUUGUUUGUGCAUUUGGUUGUAUAGCCAUUUCACUCCUUCAGCACAGCACAUAUGGCGCACAAAGUCAAGCUACUCAGAAACUGCCAUUAUCAAUAACUGGAUGGUGUAAUGAAGCAGUUUGACCUUGCAGUCAUAAUUGCACUAUAUACACAUUAUGGCUACUUAGCUCCUUUUAUGUUGAACACAGAGGGUAUGAUUAAGAGCCAAGGGGCAGGAAUUCACAAUUAUUUUUUAUUAUUAUAGUGAAUUAUUGCCUUUGCAGCUGUGAAAGCAGUUUUCGUAGGUUUUAAUUUUAUUUGAGGUGCUACAAAAAUGUAGUCUAUGACAUGACCCCCUUUUCCUUUACUUGUACUACAUACGUUUAUUGCUGUUGUGUUCCUCUUGUUUUAUUUGAUCAAAAACACUACACAAUGUAUAUUUAUGUCUGCCAAGUUUAUGCAUAUCUGAUGUUUAUCCUGGCAUAUUGUUAAAGUAUUUUUGUUGGUUUUCUGUCUGCUAGUGUAACCAUGAACCAGGUUCUCUAUGGUUUUAUGUGCCAGUACAAAAGCCAUAUGUUUUACAAAGUGAGCCCACUUCUCUUGUAUGUAUUCUGAAACGGUGUGAGUGUGUGUUAUUGUGUAAACAGCAUAAUAUUUUGAUAUCUCUUUAGUGUAUCUGAACUCCAGGGACUAACUAGGUAGGGCUGGAUUUAACUACCAAAAGCAUGGGUCCUUUACAUCUUUUAAAUAUCUUUCUAGUCUACAAAUGCCUGUAAUAACUGAUUAUAUUGCUUGUGAUAUGAUGCAAUAUUGGCACCAUCAUAUCAGAAGCCUGGUGAAAUAUACAGACUUAGUUAAGCCAUGGCCCUACACUAAUGCAAAUCAUUAUUGUGUUUUACAACUCUGAUCACUAGGUUUCCAUAGGGGAGUGUUUCAUGCAUUAUAUCUUUACACUGUACAAUAACAGAAUCCCUCAAUAUUUGAAUAGUUGACAUUCAGUGUGUAGGUACCUUGUGUUGUAAAUAAACACCAUGGUGUUGUUUUUUUUAAUCUCUUCUGUGAAGCUUUUGCUCCUUGUACUGUACAGUGUCUGAUGUAAUGGUGACAAUGCUUUUUGCUGUUGUGAUGUUCAACUCCUUUUAACCAGUGCUGAUUACAUGUACCUCACACUGUUAAAUAAACACAGUACAUUAAAAAAGUAAA